AUGGACGUUUCGCCGCCGCCGCCGGCUCGAAAAAGUCGGCUCCAAAGUGUGUUACGGGCGGCGGUUCAAACGGUUGAGUGGACUUACAGCCUUUUCUGGCAACUCUCUCCACAACAAGGAAUCCUAGUAUGGAGGGAAGGGUAUUACAAUGGAGCAAUAAAAACAAGAAAAACAAUUCAGCCAACAGAAGUUACCACAGAGGAAGCCACCGUUCAUAGAAGCCAUCAGCUUAGAGAGCUGUACGAAUCUCUCUCCGCCACCGAUGCUGGCAGCAGCCAACAAUCAAGGCGGCCCUCUGCCGCCUUGUCGCCGGAGGACUUGACUGAAUCCGAGUGGUUCUACUUAAUGUGUGUUUCUUUCUCUUUUCCUCCCGGAGUUGGGUUGCCUGGAAAAGCAUAUUCAAAGCGGCAGCAUAUAUGGCUUACAAAAGCAAGUGAUGCCGACAGCAAAGCCUUCUCAAGAGCCAUUCUUGCUAAGACUGCUGGAAUACAGACAGUGGUAUGUAUUCCUUUGCUGGAUGGAGUUGUUGAACUUGGAACAACAGAGAUGGUUCAAGAGGACACUGGCAUAAUCCGACGUGUAAAAAGCUUCUUUAACAAUAAUAAUGGGGGUCAGGAUCCGAACCCGCCAAGGCCGGCACUUUCGGAGCACUCCACUUCAAACCCGCCAACUUCUUCGGAGCCCCGUUUUCCCAGUAGUCCUGCUGCUGCUGUGGUCCCCCCCACACAUGAACCAACGUUUUUCGAGAUGGGUAGCCACGUGGCUGAGGAGGGCGACGACGACGACGAGGUGGCGGAGACCGGCGGAAUUGGUAGCUUAUCUCCGGCUGAAAACACAGUUGAUGCAGAUGGUACAACUCAUUCAACGGGUCACGAGCCCAUGCAAGUUGAUAUAAUAAUAUCCGAGAAUAUUAUUAGGGCUGGUACACCUGACGACGACUGCUCAAACGAUUUGGACUCCAAUUUCCACCUCCUCGCCGUCAGUCCGCCGGGGAUUUCGACGGAGAACCAUCCCGGCGCCGGCGGAGGAUUAGAUAAGCCUGGAAUAUCUGUGCAGACGUGGCAGCUGAAAGACGAUCCCAUGACCAGCAACAUUAUACCACCACAUUCUGCUGCAGGUCUUCCAUCAUUUGACUUGGUGGUACAAGAAGACACCCACUAUUCUCAGACAGUGUGGAGCAUUCUGGAAACACAGUCAAACCGGUGGUCAAAGCAGUCUUCCUCCACAACCAUGUCGUCCUCCGGCGCCGUAUCCGCCUUCUCCAGGUGGUGCCGCCGCAAAAACCUUCUCGUCGGCGGUGGCUCCUCCCAGUGGGCCCUCAAAUACAUACUAUUCACCGUCCCACUCCUCCACAAAAUGUCCACGGCGUGCAAUAAUAUCAAAGAGACGACAAACAACCCGCCGCCGGACGAGCUCAGCGCAAACCACGUCCUGGCCGAACGCCGCCGCAGGGAGAGACUGAACGAGAAGUUCAUCGCACUCAGAUCCCUAGUUCCGUUCAUCACUAAAAUGGACAAGGCUUCGAUACUCGGCGACACUAUAGACUACGUGAAGCAGUUGCUCAAGAGAAUACAAGAACUCGAAUAUUCGAAUACCAACAACAAGCAUAGAAGUGUGGCCGCGUGUUCGGGGAAGGAGAAAAGGAAGAUGAAGGUCGUGGCGGAAGGUGGCGGCAGCGGAGGAGGGACGGUGGCGGAGGAGGUGGCGCAGGUGGAGGUGUCCAUUAUAGAGAGUGAUGCAUUGGUGGAGAUACAGUGUGUGCAAAACGAAGGAUUGUUACUGGAUGUAAUGCAAGUGCUUGCACAAUUUGGUAUACACGUCACCACUGUGCAAUCUUCACUUAGUAAUGGGAUUUUUACUGCUGAAUUGAGAGCUAAGGUGAAAGAGAAUGUGAAUGGCAGAAAACCGAGCAUUGUGGAGGUGAAGAGAUCGAUACACCAAAUAAUUAUUCUUCACCGUUAAUAAUUUAAUAUACUAUUUGAUGCAAUACAACAAAUUAAAUCGUUA
Messenger RNA from Erythranthe guttata (spotted monkey flower), 2007 nucleotides. It is a transcript of the gene TT8, whose product is annotated as basic helix-loop-helix (bHLH) DNA-binding superfamily protein. The record is from RefSeq and is a predicted model, not a curated record. Lineage: Eukaryota; Viridiplantae; Streptophyta; Magnoliopsida; Lamiales; Phrymaceae. Gene Ontology annotation, molecular function: protein dimerization activity.